Messenger RNA from Tremella mesenterica DSM 1558, 1602 nucleotides. RefSeq lists its product as uncharacterized. Gene Ontology annotation, biological process: regulation of transcription by RNA polymerase II. NCBI's taxonomy places the organism in Eukaryota, Fungi, Basidiomycota, Tremellomycetes, Tremellales, Tremellaceae. The record is from RefSeq and is a predicted model, not a curated record. Gene Ontology annotation, molecular function: RNA polymerase II transcription regulatory region sequence-specific DNA binding; DNA-binding transcription activator activity, RNA polymerase II-specific. Bases 1 to 1602 code for a protein of 533 amino acids. Gene Ontology annotation, cellular component: nucleus. The transcript is spliced from 2 exons.
AUGCCUUGGACGACUCAAAAUCAACCUGACCGACAAGUACCUUCUGGGGAGAAUAUCAACCCUGCUCAAAGUACAGGAGGAAAAGGAGAAUGGGAUGAGUUAUUAUCUUGGGCGUGGAAAGAAUUUAACCCUUCACAUCCUCAUCCCUCAAAUCCUUCUCAAUCUCAACACCCUUCACAUAUCCAUCAAUCUCACGCUGGACCAUCUCAACCUCGAAUUAGACAACAUGAUCAAUCACCUCAAAUACCUGGACCUUUUCCAAGUGCUGCCGUCACACCGGAACAAACUUGGGCGUUCACGGAACCCAAUACACCUAUACAUGAACACGCUUCAGGAUCUAGGAGAUUAAGAAGGGCGACGGAAGGUUCCGGGUCAAUUGGAGAAAGAGAGAUGAGAGAUAAAGGGAAGUUAAGUAUUGAACAAAAAGGAGAAUCACAUGAAGAAGAAUUACAACUUGAACGACAAAAUUUACAUGCUCAUUUGGAAAGAGAAGGAGAGAAUAGGGAAUCUGGUUCAUCAACGAUCUUGAGAAAUUCAUUACGAUCUCAAAUCCGUCAAGAAGAAUCAGGAGAAAUCUCUCUGGCUAAUUUUUUAUCUAGACAUUUCCCUUCUUUAAAUCCACCUUUUCCUCCUUCCACUUCUACCGACACGACUCAUUCAUCGUCUUUACCAUCAAGCGAUAAUUUGAUAAUUGAAGGGGGAUUGGUCCCUUCUCCAAACCCAAGUUUACAUCCUUGGAUAAGUGGUACUUUCCCUUCUAUCUCACCUCAAUCUUCUCAACUUACUCCAUCUUCGACUUCCACAUCAACAUCGACAUCACAAAGAUCUCGAUCAAAUCAAAUUCAAGGUAAUCAUGAAAGAAGACAUUCAAUAGAUACUGUACUCGCUAAAGCUAGAUCUACCAGUGCGAGAUCACAUUAUCCAUUACCUUCUUCAUCUUUGAACAAUCAAGCGGGACCUAGUCGUCAAGUAGAAUCUUCCUCUUCAAGUAAAACAAGAGCAGUCGGUGUCGGCUCUGGGUUAAGAGUCCCCAUGAGUGGAGCAGGAAUAGGAAUAGGAACAGGAACAGGAGUAGGAGUAGGAGUAGGAGUAGGGAUAAACGUUCUUAAUCAUACCAGAACGUCUAGUGGUGAAACUUCAAGAAAUCCAAUCUCUUCACAAGAAAUCAUAAAACAAGAAUCCCUCGCAUCAACAUCAGGUCCAAGUACAAGAGGUCGUUCUGUUUUACCAAGUCUAGGAAGAGGUGGUGGAAGAAGUACAAGUAAUAGUGGGGAACAAGAACAAGAACAAGAACGUUCACCUUCUGCUGAAGAAGAUCGUAGAGUUAGGAAUACAGCGGCAUCAGCUAAAUUUAGACAAAAGAAAAAACAAAGGUUGGAACAUCUUCGAAGGGAAGUAGGUGAAUUAGAUGGACAAAGAGAAGUUUUAUGGCAUCAAGUGGAAGAAUUGAAGAAAGAAAAUGGGUUUUUGAAGAAAAUGGUACAGAUGAAACUCGGUUUCGACCUUGUUGAUCCUGAUUCAGGUCCUGAGACAGAGGGAGGAGGAGAAGCAGGACCUAGUGGACAGGACUUGGAAUCUCCAGAAGAUCAAUCUACCUCUUGA